Ogataea haglerorum is the source of this 1260-nucleotide messenger RNA. RefSeq lists its product as uncharacterized. Gene Ontology annotation, cellular component: RNA polymerase II transcription regulator complex. Gene Ontology annotation, molecular function: DNA-binding transcription activator activity, RNA polymerase II-specific; transcription cis-regulatory region binding. Lineage: Eukaryota; Fungi; Ascomycota; Pichiomycetes; Pichiales; Pichiaceae. The transcript has a single exon. The coding region runs from base 1 to 1260 and encodes 419 amino acids. The record is from RefSeq and is a predicted model, not a curated record.
AUGAUGUCCACAGCAACUCCAAGUAGCUUGACCGAUGAGAGCGCGCACUCAAAGCCAGGCCGCAAGCCCAUUAACACCGAGCCUUCCAACAAGAGAACAGCGCAGAACAGAGCGGCACAACGAGCUUUCAGAGAACGGAAGGAGAAGAAAAUGAGGGAACUGGAGAUGAAAGUGCAGAUGCUUGAGAACGAGAAGAUGCAGAUUGCUAAUGAAACAGAGCUGCUCAGAAUCCAGGUGAACACGCUUAUGAACAGGCUCAUGAAUCGUGGAGAGGGAGACUUCCUGAAAGAACUCCCCAUUCUUGCAGAUAUAAAGCAACAGAACACCAAUACCUCUACAACGCUAACCUCAACAGACUCGGAAAAGUCUACAUCUAAUACCUCGUCUCCAAACAACUCGACUCACACGCCUGCCUCGUCGUGCUCCUCUGCGGCAGAGAAGAGUACCGAAUUCUUAUUUCCGUGGGCUGAGAAGCAGAAACAGGCGAACCUCACAGCAGUGCCGAAGGACUCGUCUCCAAGAACAGACCUUCACGACCUCAGCCAGAAGAACUACAAGGGAGACUUUGAGGAGGAGAGUUUCUGCAACAGUUUAGGAACUGUGUGCGGCGAUAAAAAUUGUCCUGUUCCAAGGGAUAAACGUCCUUCUACCGUCACCGGAGGCUCUACUCUUCCGUCGUCGCGUGGCGUAGGGUCCGCUUAUUCUCCCUCUCCUUUCCAGAUGCUUGCCGAUUAUGGAUCGGAGAAGCCAGACAACAACGAACUGCCUUUCUUGUUUGACACACCAACGUAUGACACGUCUCUGGUUUUUGACCAGGUGAACCCUUCCGCUUUCUCUCCAUCCGAUAUUGUCUUUUCGUCGAUUGAAAAUGAAUUCCCCGUGACCACGGAAGCAGACCCACUGCAGGGAUUGAUAAGCGAGGAGUCGAAGGAUGAUCCGUUGAGCGAAUUCUUCACCAACGCACAGCAGCAGCAGCUGACGGUAAAUAACUUGAACUCGCUCAACGGGACUCUUACUCAGCUCACCCCAGGAGCGGCUCCCGACGACAAUGACAAGGAUGAGGCUGUGCCGGACACAACUAAAAACCUGAUGAAGUGCUCGCAGAUAUGGGAGCGGAUCACGACGCAUCCGAAGUUCAGCGAGCUGGACAUUGACGGUUUGUGUUCUGAGCUCAAAAUGAAGGCAAAGUGCAGCGAGAAGGGCGUCGUGGUGGACGGAUCAGACGUCGGAGAAGUGUUGACGCGUGUGAUGAACCGUUGA